Messenger RNA from Hemisphaericaspora subhashii, 1437 nucleotides. RefSeq lists its product as uncharacterized. The record is from RefSeq and is a predicted model, not a curated record. NCBI's taxonomy places the organism in Eukaryota, Fungi, Ascomycota, Pichiomycetes, Serinales, Debaryomycetaceae. Gene Ontology annotation, cellular component: endoplasmic reticulum membrane; perinuclear endoplasmic reticulum; cortical endoplasmic reticulum. Gene Ontology annotation, biological process: endoplasmic reticulum inheritance; septin ring assembly. The coding region runs from base 1 to 1437 and encodes 478 amino acids. The transcript has a single exon.
AUGUCACAUAUUAAAAAGAGAAUACUACGAACUAUACAUGGAGUAUUUUCUACCUUAUAUUUACUGUUAAUCAUUUUAACAAUACCAUUAGCAUUUGAUGUUGGAGGAGUCAAUUGUGGUUUAGCAUUUUCAUUAACAACCCUUGUCGCAUAUUUCUUAUUAACAACAAUUAGAAUUUUAGUUCGGAGAACAAGAUAUUUUAGAUGGAUGUCAUUAAUAUAUUAUAGUCAACAUUUCUUUAUUCCAAGUUUAUUAACCUUCUUUUUAAGUUAUUUUGGUCAUGAAUUACAUAAAGAUAAUCCAUCAAAUUUAAAUCCAAUCUUUAUUUGGAAAUUAUUAUUAAGAAAUUCCACGGCUGUAUUCACAAUCUUAGAAGGAUUUUGUUCAUUAUUAUUAAUUCAAGCUAUUGGUCAAACGGUAAAUUGGUUAACCAUUUAUAAAUCAGAUUCUUGGUUAAUUGUUUCGUUGAUUGGAAGCGCAUCGAUAAUUACAGGGGCAUUUUAUUUUUUAUAUCGAAUUUAUGUAUUUCCAUUUACAAUUGAUAUUGCAAGUGCUUCAUUAUUAGGAUCCUUAUUAACUACAACAAUUGGAAUAGGAUUAUUUGGAAUUGUAAGUGGGAAAGGUUCAAUCAUCGAAUCAUCCUUGUUAUUUGCUUAUAUUGUUAAAUGUAUUUAUGAAACCUUCCCAAUAUUAUCAGAAGAUGCUUCAAAGGCUUUGGCAAAUUUAUUAAGACAAGCUACUAUAAAUUUACGUAAUGAAAUUCCGUUAAUUCCUCCAUCAAUUUUAAACCCAAUUUCAGAAGUGGUACCUUUCUUAGCGUUUACUUUACCAGGGUCAUUUAAAGGUGUAUGGGAAUUCUUAAUUAUGGCAAGUCAGAAAUUAACUUUACCAUUGUUGUUAAAUUUUGCUUAUAGAAUUGGAGUUUUUUAUGCUGCCACCAAAAUUAUACCUUCAUUAUAUCAAGCGGCUACUUUUGGAGCGAUCACUCCACCUAAAACACCUAUUCCAAGAUCGAGACAAACUUCAUCUACCUCUUUAUCAAGGAUGCAGAGUAGUAAUAAUGGUUCACAAGAUAUCAAUACAACUCCCGAAGAACCAAAUCAUAAAGGGAUUAGAUCCAAAAAAACAUUUCAUCUUAAACCACCUAGUACUCAACCAUCAUCAACCUUUCUAAGAUUAAUAUAUGCCUAUUCACCAUGUUUGAUAAUAGCAGUAUACACACAUUUGAUGAUGUCAUAUAUAGGAGAGCUAGGGACAGAGCUACAACUUUGGCCCCUUUGGGAUAAUGGAGACGUGCCAAUUGUUGUGCAUCCGUGGCAAUUUUGGAAUUGGAUAAAUAUGGCUACUACGUUGUUACUAUAUUCCAUUGAAUUGCUGGGAAAUGAUAAUUUAUCUAGAGGGGGGAAUAGUUUAACGAGUCAUUGGCCAGUGGAGUAA